UCACUUGAAAUUAUCUUAGUGUCAUCAGAAACUAUAUUUGACUAUGACAUUAAACCGAACCAGCGUGAUUAUUUCGAGAUGCCCAUUGAAUUUCGAAGAAAUCAGGAUAAUGAAAUAGAUGAUUUUAAAAGUGAUAUGUGGUGAGCUUAUCGUCAUAUUAAAAUGAAAAUUCCCGUUAAAAUAUGCGAAUACUCGCUCCUUUGUAAUCAAAUCAUACAACGAUCGUCUUCAAAACCCAUUACAGCUACUCAACUUUACUCAAACAAUUUAUUUCAUAUAUGCCUCAAAUAAAAGUACAAAGUACUCUGUUUUUGUACUUAAGUACAAGUACAAAAGUAUUUAUCUCGAAGUACAAGUAUAAGUACCAAGUAUUUUUCUUAAAGUAUAAGUACAAGUAUCAAGUACAUUUUUGUAAGUACAAGUAUAAUACUUUUACUUGAGGUACUUGUACUUGUCCUAGCCCUGAAGGUCAAGAACGAAGAGCAUCUCCUGUUCAACAAACACAAACACGAUUCGACCAAUCGAGACAGCACCAACACGACCAAACUAAAUUACAACAGCUUCGAGGUAGAGCAGUUAAUAAUCGAUCAAUGCGGGUUAUGGUGGAUACGGAAUCAUCAGGCAGUUUUAUUAGUACAUCAGCAUUAUUAAAAUUAGGAUAUUAUCAGCCAUUCACCAAGGUAAAGGAGUAUUGGCUAGCGGAUGAUAUCAUUCCUCUUGAAGUUUUAGGCAUGGUGAAAUUAACGGUUAAAAUAGGUGGUAUCAUAACAAAAAUUCAAGCAUCGAUCACAAAAACAUUAACCGCUGAAUAUAUUUUAGGAAGUGACUGA
Messenger RNA from Didymodactylos carnosus, 830 nucleotides. NCBI's taxonomy places the organism in Eukaryota, Metazoa, Rotifera, Eurotatoria, Philodinida, Philodinidae. The record is from the annotation of a GenBank genome assembly.